AUGGCCUGGUGCAUGCAUGCAUAUUCUCUUCUUUUGCAACUGGUUAUCAACCCUGAUAAGGACGACGACGAUAUGCACCCUCUGAUUUGUGCCCAACAUCCCGAACAAGCCAAAGAGCGCAGGAUGGACGCUGCUGACUGUACCAUCAGGCAAGCCAAAAGAGAGGCUACGAUUUCGUCUUUCGAGGAGAAUGGUACUGACGAAUGGUUGCUUACAUGCUGCUCGUGGCUUGGCCAAGUAAACCUGAUGGAACAAGAUGAGCAACAGGACAGCAUAGGUACAGUCACGAGUACUGUACGUAAAUUAUUUCGUGAUUGCAUGUCUCAGAGCAGCGUUCGUUCCUGCGCAGCGCUGAGGCGGUCUCUGAUUGGUGGUGGUGGCCUUGGACGCUGGGCGAUCGGAAUCAGAGCAAGAGGACCCUGA
Molecule: messenger RNA, 423 nt
Organism: Mycosarcoma maydis (corn smut)
Lineage: Eukaryota; Fungi; Basidiomycota; Ustilaginomycetes; Ustilaginales
Exons: 1
Coding region: 1-423 (140 amino acids)
Source: RefSeq, a predicted model, not a curated record